Dioscorea cayenensis subsp. rotundata (Guinea yam) is the source of this 4451-nucleotide messenger RNA. RefSeq names its product COP1-interacting protein 7-like. Lineage: Eukaryota; Viridiplantae; Streptophyta; Magnoliopsida; Dioscoreales; Dioscoreaceae. The record is from RefSeq and is a predicted model, not a curated record.
UUAUUUUCAUUUUUAUUUAUUUAUUUAUUUAUUUAUUUAUUUUCCGCCAUUAAAGCUUCAAUCCAAGCUUUUCCUUUCUCUCUCUCUCUCUCUCGUCGUCAUCUUCCACUCUUUCUUCGCUCUCGAUGGAGCCUUGCUGAGAAGAAGAGUCUUUGGUUCGUUCGAUCGAUCUUCGUCAAGGAGAGAGAGAGAGAGAGAGAGAGAGAAAAAGAAGAGUCUUUGGUUCGUUUGAUCGAUCUUCGUCAAGGAGAGAGAGAGAGAGAAACCCUAGUUGGAGGGACGGAUCUCAGGUAGUGAAAGGAUGAGGUCUGGGGUUCGGCUUGACUCUGCUGUGUUCCAGCUCACUCCCACCCGAACCAGGUGUGAUCUGGUUAUCAUUGCCAAUGGGAAGACGGAGAAGCUUGUGUCGGGCUUGUUAGACCCAUUCCUUGCCCAUUUGAAGGUUGCUCAAGAUCAAAUUGCAAAGGGGGGAUAUUCCAUUACACUUGAACCUGCCUCUAAUAAGGACGCAGAAUGGUUUACAAAGGGCACCAUUGAAAGGUUUGUUCGUUUUGUGAGUACACCUGAAGUUUUGGAAAGAGUGAAUACCAUAGAGUCAGAAAUCUUGCAGAUUGAUGAAGCAAUUGCUGUUCAGGGGAAUGACAGUAUUGGCUUUGCCACUAUGGAAGAUUAUCAAACAAAACCUACAGAAUCCAUUGAAGGUGGCAGGUUCAACUAUGGUGCUGAUGCCGAGAAGGCCAUUGUUCUGUAUAAGCCUGGCUCACAUCCACCAGAUUCAAAUGGAUCCACUGCUCAGGAGGAGAAAUCAAAAGUUCAUCUCAUGAGAGCACUUGAAACCCGCAAAUCAGUCCUGCAGAAAGAACAAGGCAUGGCUUUUGCGCGUGCUGUAGCUGCUGGUUUUGACAUGGAUCACAUGUCACAGUUGAUAUCAUUUGCUGAGUGCUUUGGGGCUUCACGCUUGUUGGAAGCAUGCGUAAGAUUCAUGGAUCUAUGGAAAGUAAAACAUGAAAGUGGGCAAUGGGUCGAAAUUGAGGCUACUGAGACAAGGCCGGAAUUUUCUUCUUUGCAUGCCUCAGGCAUUAUAUUUCCUGGGGAUAUUGGCAAGCAGAAAGAACUUGGGAUGGUAAGGCCUGUAUCUUUAGGUACAGAAAGCAAUCAGAAGGACGGUGCCAAUGCUGUUGACAUCAAUGCAGGCCAAAAUAAAGAUCCUCAAUUACCGCCAGGGCCUCAUGAUUAUUAUUACCAAGGCCAAUUUCAGCAACCAAUGUUUCCGCAAUGGCCUAUGCCUUCUGCUUCAGGUGCACCUGUCUUUCAACCAUAUCCUGUACAAGCUAUGCCUUAUUAUCAGAAUUAUCCUGCUGGCACACCAUUGUUCCAGACCCCUUAUCCUCCGAUGGAGGACCCCAGGUUCACUCAGUCACAAAAAAGGGGAUUGAGAAGGCAUUCUAUGGAUAGUAAAUAUAGUCAUACUGACACAGAGACCUGGGAAAUGGGUGGCUCUGGGGGGAGAUCAAAGGAUGCUGCUGAAAGAAACAUAUCUGAGGAUGAGGAAGAUGUGCAUCAAGGUCGAAAAUCACACAAAAAGUUGGGUCAUUCAAGGAAGAAACAAUCAGGCACUCGAAGCAGUAAUUCCUUUACAUCAAAGGGGCAUGGUUCUUCUGGCAGUGAAUCACUGUCUUCUUCUGACUCUGAAGCCAAAGAUGAUGUUGAGCAUUUCCAUCGUGAAGAUCCAAAAAGAAAGCAUAAUGACUCCUCAAGUUCAAUAAAGAGAAAAAACAGCAUAACAAAGUCCAUAGAUAUUUCAGAUAUAAAUGGGAAGGAUGAAGUUGCUAGUGGACAAGAGGCAGACGCUGGCAAUUGGCAAGUAUUCCAGAGUUUCCUAAUGAAAUGUGAAGAGGAAAAUGCAAGAAAUGUUGAUAGAGGCAUGUUUUCUGGUGAGAAGGAGCCUCUGGUAAAUGGAAGGAAGAACCGAGUUAAUGGUGAUCCUGUAGUUUCCUCUGAACGAGGUGGUGGUGGGGUUGAGGAUUUGAAGGUGGUUGAGUUUGACUCGGCUAAUGGGAGAACAAUCCGGAGGAAACAAGUUUUAUCCAAAGAUGAGCUGUUCUCAAGUAAUGAAGCAAGCUUUAAAGACAGUCAUUUUGAUUCACAAUUUCAGGAAAUUGAAGAUGGAGGUAGAGGAUAUAGGCGAACAGAUAGUGAUGAAUUUAUGGUCUAUGGAAGACAGAAACAGUUGGGCAAUAAGAACUUUCCAGACCCGCUCGAAAGCGAACAUGGGAAUGUUAUCCAUUUGGAAAAGCACUCAAGUAACACAAAGGAUGAGUCGUUCAUUGUCCCUUCAAGAUUAGAUACCCAGGUGGAAUUUCUUGCCAAUGGCAGAACUGCUCUUGAUAUGGAUGCUGAGUUGCCCUCAUCUCUGCAGAGAAGUGUGAAGUCAUCCAAUAAUAUGAAAAACAAGCGCAACUAUGAACCACAUGAUUUGAGAUUAAUGCCAAGGCGUAAUGAGCGAGAGUCUGUUGGUUAUGAUCGAGCUGCAGAUUAUGAUGUGGAAAUCAAUGCUCAAGAUGCUGUCAAGUUAAAAACAAGGAACCAAGGAAAUGGCCCAUUAAGCACCAAAAAAGAGACAAAAGGCAUGGGGAAGGAAAAAAAGACAAGAUCUGGACAGGAUGGUAAUGAGAAAAGGAGAACAGAUUUGAUGGUGAGAAAAGGAAAACCCACAAAGCCAAAUCCACUGGCUGAUGCUCGGGCUCGUGCAGAGAAGCUACGACUGUUCAAACUUGAUCUUCAAAAAGCCAAAAAAGAGAAGGAAGAUGAAGCGCUCAAAAGAUUAGAAGCUUUAAAACAAGAACGGCAAAAGAGAAUUGCAGCUAGAAGUGGUUCAAGCAGCACUAAGCCAAUAUUGACACCACAGCAAACAAGAGCACAAUUGCCAGCAAAAACUUCUCCUAUUUCUUCUCUCAAAGGGUCAAAGUUUAGUGACGCAGAGCCUACUUCAACAUCUCCUCUAACAAAGGUGACUCGUAGAGCCACCACUCUUGGAUCUGCAGGUCUUUUUAAAACCACCAAAGUUGAUAGACUAAAUCAAGGUACCCACUCAGCUAUCAAAGAAUUGAGAAGAUCAGCAUCAUCAUUGCCUGAUCUGUCUAAAGAGAGUAAAAUGCUUGCUCCAGAAGAAAAGGACAAGGCAGCUUCUAUUCGAACUAGAAGAUUAUCUGAUCCUGAAGGCAUGAAUGUUAGCCAUGCAUCUUCCCUGAAAUCAGCUAGAAUUGAUAAAUUAUCCAAACAAAUUGUUUCUGGUGAGCACCAAAAGAAGAUUUCUGCAAUUAUGCACCAAAACAAAACAAGGUCCGCUAGUUUACCAGAGCCAAAGGUCAAACCACUAACAAGCCCUUCUGAUACUAUUCAGAACAAAGCGUCUAAAGGAACUGGAAGUAAGAAUUCUUUAUCGUCUGAAAGCCACCGAAUGAAAAGAACUAGUGAAAAAUUUUCCAGAAUGAGCAAUGGUGAUGAAAGUGUAGUUGUUGACAAAACUAUUGUGAUGCUUGAAAAUGAGACAAUUUCUGCUUCUGCCAUCAUGCGAUCAGAGGAUGUGGUAAGCACGAGAGAUGGAUCAUUUCGAGAAGACGUAAAGGGGAAGGCUGAGUUAGUCCCAGAUUAUGUGGCUAUCCGUGCUCCACCUUCACCUCUCCUUGAGGGAGAAGCAGAAGAUGCAACUAAACAUGAGGUGAUUGUUGAUUAUGCAAAGGAUGAGACUCAGAAAUUGUUGAACCAAAACAUGACCAAGCAAACAUAUCAAGCCCCUUUUGCCAGAGCAACAUCACUGGAAGGUCCAGCGACCAACAAUUUAGAAUGCAAGGGAACAGUAUCUCCAGUUGAACAUGAGACAAGUUUGAUGGGCUCAGGAAGUACCAAGGCACGUGUACCUGACUGGCCGACAUCCGCUUCAGCAGAGCAGAUCCAGGAUGCAUUAGAGAAGCCUCGCAGCAGGGAGUCCUCAAAGGGUUUCAGAAAGCUGUUCAAAUUUGGAAAGAAGAACCAUAGUUCAGCUCCUGGUGACCACAACUCGGAUUCAGGAAGCUGUUCAAGUUUGGAUGAUAGCACCAUGCCUGCUGCUUCAACUGAAGUUCAUUCACUGAAGAAUCUCAUUUCUCAAGAAGAAACACAGAAUGGAGUUAGUCCACAUAAAGUUUCUCGGCCAUUUUCUAUCCUUUCUCCAUUCCGAACAAAGACACAAGAGAAGAAGGUUGUGGCUUGAUGCAAAGAGGAUCAUAAAUGAUGAGAGUUGAAAGAGCUGAUAUUAGUUUCCAUUUUGUCCCCUUGAUGUUUUAUGUUUAAGAUUUAAUUUUUCAAUGUUUCAGCUACUGUAAAUCUGUUGUGGUUUAGAGCUACUGGUCAUGUCUUGUAAACAACUUUGUACCAUAUCACCUUGCUAUCAUCUUUCACACUUAAUUUCC